UUUGUCUGUUAAGAGUGGAAGAGGUAUCAAGACUCUCUUCACUCCUCAUAGCAACCUGAACACGAUGGCACCUGCACAGUUUGUCUUUUAUCUGGUGUCUUUGUUCUUGUGGACAAUGGCUCAGACGACUGAUCUGUCCUCAUCUGUCCAUCAAGAGACAGGUUUUAUAUCAGCUCAUGUUGGUGAAAGCGUAACUUUGCACUGUCUCUAUCAAAAUGAUGUGGUAGCAAAGUAUUACUGGUAUAAGCAAGCUUUGGGACAGAAACCAUGGCUCAUCUCUACCUUCUACAAGUAUGAUAAAAAUGGCACAUUUUAUAAUGAAUUCAAGAACAAUCCACGCUUCACACUGGAUGCUGAUACUGGUAAAAAUCACUUGACAAUCUCAGAUUUACGCACUUCAGACUCAGCUACUUACUAUUGUGUAAGUAGCUUUUCAAUAACAUUUGAAUUUGCGGAGGAUUUGACUCUCAGUGUAAAGGAUUCAAGGUUGAACAAUCAGGCUUUAGUUUAUCAGUCAUCAUCUGAGGCCGUCCAGCCAGGAGGCUCUGUGACUCUCAACUGUACAGUCCACAUUGGGACCUGUGAUGGAGAACACAGUGUUUACUGGAUCAGAAACUCUGAAGAAUCUCACCCAGGACUCAUUUACUCCCAUGGAGACAAGAACGAUCAGUGUGAGAGGAAACCUGACUCACAAACACACACCUGUGUCUACAACUUGGCACGAAACAGUCUAAAUCUUUUUCGUGCUGAGACCUACUACUGUGCUGUCGCUUCAUGUGGACACUUACUCUUUGGAAACAGGACCGAGCUGGACUUUGAAUCUGCAGAUGAAUACUCUCUUACCUCGUUGUAUUUCUUGAGUGGGGCUGUCGCAUUCACCACCACCCUGAGUGUUUUACUGGCUUUCUCCGUGUGUGUGAUCAGCAGGAGAAAAAGCUGCCAUUGUACAGAGUCUCCUAUGAGAUUGUCAGAUCCCGACAGAAAAAAUGUAGAGGGUUACCAAAACGAAGAUUAUCUCAAUUACAACGCUUUAAGGGUGAACAAGAUCAACAGGCGAGGAAGACCGAAGGACAGCACCUGGAGUGAAUGUGUGUACUUCAGCGCAAAACAGUAACUGACUCUUUAAAAAGCCUUUUUUGUAAACAUGAUUUCACUUAAAUAUGAUGAAUGUAAAGAACUGCUUUCAAAUAAAUUCAUUCAAACAAGCUUUGUACAAAGACAACACAUGAAGUGCAAUGAACUAUGUCUGUGCCAGAUUUACCACAGAGGUUCUGGUACCUGACAGCAAAGUGAGUACUAAGACCACAGCAUUCAAAUUCAAUUAAAAUAAAUAUCUACGGCAUGUGAACGCUAGAAAUGUGCUUCAAAGCCACCCCCCUAUCACUGACGCAGUACAUGCAGCAUGAAGACGUCAGAAACAGGACGAUCCUGUUAGCAGAUGAACAUGCUGGCUGUGUGCAGCUGUGAAGUGUGGUGAUUUUUAG
This is a messenger RNA of Toxotes jaculatrix (banded archerfish), 1484 nucleotides long. RefSeq lists its product as uncharacterized. Gene Ontology annotation, biological process: response to bacterium. Lineage: Eukaryota; Metazoa; Chordata; Actinopteri; Toxotidae. The record is from RefSeq and is a predicted model, not a curated record. The transcript has 5 exons. Bases 65 to 1114 code for a protein of 349 amino acids.